Paramecium pentaurelia is the source of this 1062-nucleotide messenger RNA. The record is from the annotation of a GenBank genome assembly. Lineage: Eukaryota; Ciliophora; Oligohymenophorea; Peniculida; Parameciidae.
AUGUUUUCCAUAAUCAGAUAAUUCAAUUUUAUCUUUUAAAUUCUAGAACAGAAUUCAUCAAAUAUUUUAAAAAUUAAUUAUUCUUUUAUAUCAUUUAUUUUAUUAUUUAAUUUAUUAAACAAAUCAUUUGAAAGCGAAUCAUAAACCUUUUCAGAACAAAUUAAACUAUUAUUAGGAGGUAUUGUAAGGAAGAUUUUAGGGAAUGCUAAAAAAUCAGAAGAGAAUAAAUAGAAAAUUAUUUAAAAUCUAUAAUAUGCUCAAGAAAAAUUCCAAAUAAGUAUUGAAAAUAAAAAUUCAAAUAAAGCAUCUUAGUUCUAAAAGAAAAUAUAAAAUUUAGAAGGAGAAAUGCAGAAAAUCAAUCAAAAGGAUAAAAUUGUUAAAGAUUAUCAUCAGGUUUAUGAUAGAUUGAUCCAAUAACUUUAAAUUACUCAAGAUUAAAAAGCAAACACACUAUAAUCAGCUUAAAGAAAUAAUCAAUUAGUUUACAAAGUCAAGUUUAUAAAAAAACAUAUAGAUCCACUUUUUGAAAUUUGCCAACGUUGCAACAAUGUAUCUUUAUUAUUUAUAGUUUUAGCUUUUUAAUUAAUAUCUUUAAUUUGGUGUUGAUAUUAAAUUUUAAUAAUCAGAUAUACUUAAGAUUAGCCUGAUAAUAGACUAGAAAAAAAUAAUAAAUCAUAAGACGAAAUGAAUUAAAUUCAGUAAAAGAAGAAAUAACUCUAAAGUGAUUCAUAAUUCUAAUCUUAAUUCAACUUGUUUGAUCGUAAAAAUAGUCAAAGGGGAAAAGAAAACCCUUAUUAAUAUGAAGAAAACAAAAUUUAUCACUAGUUCUAAGGGGGUUAGUAUGAAAAUAAAAAAUUCAUAUAAUCAUAAUAAGAAGAUAAAUAUUCGAAAUAAUGGAAUAAAAAAUACUAUGAAUAACCCAAAAAGCCAUAUUAGAAGUACCAUCUUUUAGAUAUUGAUCAAUAAUUUGACACUGAAGAUAAAAAUUAAGAAUAUGAAAAUCCCAAUUAAAUGAAAAAACAGCAGCUUAAAACAGAAACUUUAUUAGAUGAUUCUAAUUGA